UUUUUUUUACAAAUAAGUCGAUUUUAACGUUAUUCAUUUAUGAUAAGGUUGAGAACCGCUGUCCUAGAAAAUCACUUCUCUCGAUUGGUAAAUUUUCAUUCACCGGGUAUAUGACUGACAGAGUGAUUUGGAUAUGAACUUUCAUACAACAAAUAUAUAAUUUAUUAAACGUAGAUUAUAUUUGUCAGCAAAUUAUAAUUACUUUCGUAUUUUACAUUUUUAUAUCUAAAAAUAAUGUGCAAUUUUAAAUUUUGUCAAAUAGUUUCAUAAAGCAGUACAGUGGAAGAAAUAUAUAAAUGUGUAAUAUUUAGAAUAAUUUUAUGUAAUUUUUUAAUAAUUGUGAAAAAUGAAUCAAAUGUCUAGAGAAGAAAUUAAUAUUAGACGUCUUCUAACAAGGUGCGAAUUAAUGGCAAAAGAUGAUCCUCAUAAAGAUUGGAAACUUGAAAAGUACAUAUUUGCUUUGGAUGAUAUGAUAAAAGAGUUACAAACAAUACCAAGCAAACCGUGCAAAGAUACUAUGAUGAGCUAUGUUAAACGAAUAGAUUUUCUAAAAGGAUUAAUAAAUACAACAAAACUUACAAACCCAGUAGAUAGAGUAGCAGCAGUACAAAUGCUAUCAAAAAAUUCUGCAACAUUCAAUGAUACAAUAGGUCCAAAUAUAACAACUCAAAUACAUCAGAAAACUUCAGCAAAAUAUAAUCUAGAAUUAAGAGCAGAAUUAUUCCAUACUGAUAAAGUUUGUUAUAGGAACAUUAGAGGAUGGCGUAAGACAAAGAUUAUCCACAAAUAUGCAAGAUGAUGAUUUGGAUGCGCUUUUAAAAUACAAUAGAAACAUUCAAGAGAAAAUUGCUGAAAAUAUGCUUUCUAUGACCAGUAGCAUGAAAGAGCAUGCUUUAGCGGC
This is a messenger RNA of Megachile rotundata (alfalfa leafcutting bee), 901 nucleotides long. It is a transcript of the gene Use1, whose product is annotated as Vesicle transport protein Use1. Gene Ontology annotation, cellular component: SNARE complex; endoplasmic reticulum. Gene Ontology annotation, biological process: retrograde vesicle-mediated transport, Golgi to endoplasmic reticulum. Lineage: Eukaryota; Metazoa; Arthropoda; Insecta; Hymenoptera; Megachilidae. The record is from RefSeq and is a predicted model, not a curated record. Gene Ontology annotation, molecular function: SNAP receptor activity.